Molecule: messenger RNA, 3854 nt
Organism: Trichoderma asperellum CBS 433.97
Lineage: Eukaryota; Fungi; Ascomycota; Sordariomycetes; Hypocreales; Hypocreaceae
Molecular function (GO): lipid binding
Source: RefSeq, a predicted model, not a curated record
AUGAAAACUGACAUCCUGCGAGAUUGAAAAAGGGCUGCUUUGUUUUGUUUGACAGAUAAUUGUUUAACCAAUUUCAAUGCGUAUGCAUGCUUCUUUGCUGCCAAAACUCUUGUCCGUCUCCCAGUCCAUGCCUACGUGAAUGCGUGCACGUAGAGCUCCAGAAUGGCUGGCAAAGAAGAUUUGGAGCAUGCCCAUCGCUACGAAGCUCCGUAUAGCGAAAGGCACCCGAUCCCGACCAUUUCCAAAUAUCGAGAAGAAAAGGAAGCCAGGCAGCAAGAUGCGCUGAAGAGCGAUACUGAUGCUGUCGACGGCCGCGCUUCCCAGGUCGGAGACGAUUGGACCCAAGAUGGCGAAACAACCGAUUCUCAAUCCGAAUCCGAAGUAGAAGCAGUGGUAGAAGAACCAAACGCGGAGGCCCCGAUCGAAGACACCUCGCAGGUUGAUCCCGCCGCAUUCAAUCCACGGAAGCUGAAAAAGGAUUCCAAGAAAGAAAGGGCUGAGCGUGAAGUCACCGAUCCGGUUACUCACCUUCCAGUCAAAAUACAUGACUUCACAGAUAAUGCUCUGAAGGAACUGGACAUAAACGAGGACCCGUUUGAACAGACAAAAAGAACGGCUUCUGGAGUCGAUGAAAAGAACAAGUCCGACUCCGAACUGCGGACGGAGCAAGACAGCUCGCAAAAGAAGCACCAUGCUCUGAUGAACCAAUUCCCACCGCCCGACCUCGAUUUCCUACGUCAAGAAAUUGUCAGUGCAAGCAAUCGUGGGUUUCUGGCCUCACUCGCCGGCGCAUGCAGUAUUCUGGCUAUCGUUUGCGUACUCCGCGAAGCAAUACCUGUAGAUAUGCGUCAGGCGGUGGGUUGGGCAGCCACUACUCAAAGAUUGCUGCUAUGGUCCUCUCUGGUCGGUACUGGGGCUGGAGCAUUUGGCGCUCUUAUUUUCGGCGUGAGAGAAUGGACCGCCAAGAAGGUCGACAACGCCAUCCAAGACGAGGUUUGGCGGUCGCAGCGCCGGCAAAUGGAGAAGGAGACGAAGAAGUACGAGCGAGAAACUACUCUGUGGCUUAAUUCUUUGCUUAGUUCCGUGUGGCCGCUUAUCAAUCCCGACCUAUUCACUAGCCUAGCAGAUACAUUGGAAGAUGUGAUGCAAGCUUCUCUGCCAAAGAUGAUACGAAUGGUGAGUGUGGAUGACAUAGGCCAGGGCAGCGAAUCGCUGCGCAUUCUCGGUAUCAGAUGGUUACCUACUGGAGCAGCUGCUCAAGCUGUAACAGAGGACGGCAAAAUCAUCUCAAAUAAAGACAGAGACAGCCGCAGCAACACAGGCCUGGAGGAAACUGAAGAGAAUGACAGCCAGAGUGAUCAAUUAGUCUUUAGAGGUAUGGAAGCCGAGGAAGGCGAUUUCAUCAACUUGGAAGUUGCCUUCGCAUAUAGGACGCGAUCCACCAGCAAAUCCUUCAAAGAGAGGACCAAAGACAUGCACCUUUACUUGGCUUUCUACCUUCCCGGAAACCUAAAGAUUCCCGUUUGGGUUGAUCUGCAUGGAGCUGUUGGCACCAUGAGACUGCGACUACAGCUCACACCGGAUCCUCCAUUCUUUGACCUCUGCACUUUGACACUACUCGGCCAGCCCAAAGUGAAUCUGAGCUGCGUGCCUCUGAGUAAACAUGGCCUGAAUAUCAUGGACGUACCAUUCAUCAGCAACUUCGUGCAGUCGGCUGUUGACGCCGCAAUGGCGCAGUAUGUAGCGCCCAAGAGUCUCACGUUGAGCCUCAAGGACAUGCUCGCAGGAGACGAUUUCAAGAAGGAUACAUAUGCAAAGGGUGUUCUCAUGAUACAUAUCAAGCGCGGCUACGACUUCAAAAUGGGAGAUUCGGGCAUACCGCUUCUCAAGGACUCCAGCUCAGAUCCCUACGUAUCUGUCGGGUGGGCAAAGUUUGGCAAAGUCCUCUGGAGCACACGCGUUCUGCUCUCUGAAAUGGAACCAUAUUGGCACGAGACUUGCUUUGUACUGGUCACCCCCGAAGAGUUAAAUAUCAAUGAAAGACUGCGGGUACAGCUUUGGGAUUCUGAUCGGUUCACAGCAGAUGACGAUCUCGGGCGGAUUGAAGUCGAUCUUAAGGAGCUUAUGCAAAGGGAAGAGUCGAGCGGACGCAUGUGGGAUCGUACAGAUGGCUUCAGAGCGCUAAGAUCUGGUGAUGAUAUGCCGGGAAAGCUCGAGUGGAGUAUUGGGUACUUCUCUAAAGCAAGGAUCCAAGAAUGCCAAUUCAACCAGCAGACUCAUGAUCCGGAAGUGAGAACAAUGGAGCAGCUAAAAGAAAAAGUCAGCGAGAGAUGCGAGCGGAAGCUUCGAGAGGCCAUGUUGAAACGUGCGUCCAAUCGUGAUGAGAGUGAGCUGCAGCAGCAAAAAAUGCAGGAGCUCAAGGCAGAACAAGACGCGAUGAUCAUUUCGGCACCACCACCAGAUGGAUACCCAAGUGGCAUCUUUAGCCUGCAGAUUCACAACAUUACCGGCCUCGAAGUCCAGAAGCUUAGCAAAAAUCUAAAGGAUAAAGAUGGGAGUGCGAGUGACGAAGAGACCGGCGAGGGCCUGCCAAGCGCCUACUGCACUGUCAUCGUCAACCAUAAUAAAACUUACAAAACGCGUACCAAGCCCCAGAAUUCAAAACCAUUCUUCAACGCAAGCUGCGAGCGCUUUAUUCGAGACUGGAGGUCUUGCGAAGUAUAUGUCUCUGUUAGAGACGCGAGGCUGCACGAAGACCAUCCGUUAUUGGGAAUUGUCCACCUGCGUUUAAGCGAAGUAUUUGAAAAACGCUCGCAAAGAAAUGGAUUCUGGCCCUUAUCUGGAGGCAUUGGAUACGGAAAGAUCAGACUGUCCAUGGUAUGGCGCAGCGUCCAGCUUCAAGCUCCGCGCAACCUGAUCGGAUGGCAAUACGGUACAGUGAACGUUCAGCCAGUAGCAACAAGUUCAGAUUGCCCUCCAGAUUUGCAAUACGCAAAACUCAAGUUGAAAACGGACAUUGGCGGUGCGAAAAUGUAUUCUCGUGGGUCCGAUGAGGCGAUGUGGGCUGCAAGCAAAGACCGACCUCUGAACCUCGCGGUCCAAAAACGACAUAGCAGCUGCUUGUCUAUUGCCUUCAAAGACAAGAAAAAAGUGAUUGGAGAUAAGGUUACCGCGUUCAGUGUGUGCUGGUUGAAGGACAUCCUGGACGGAGAAGAGAUAACUCUCGAACUGCCAAUCUGGAAAGGCGAUAUUAAAAGAGCUACAGCGUGCUGCUUGGACCAAUGUGGAGAACAAGUCGGCACUCUUAAGCUGAAGGUCACAUUUUGGCCGGGGAUGGGCGCUGCACAUUCUGAAUGGGCUAAUAAUAAUGAGCAUACACGAGAUGUUGUUGAGGUAAUCGACGCCGCAAGGGACAGCCUGAGAGAUGACGAGCUGGAAAGAGAGGCAGGAAUUGUGGAUGAGGAAAUUUCGAGUAAUAGCGAUAGCUCCGAUGAGCAUGAGUAUAUACCAGAUGGUAGCGCAGAGCAUAAACAAGGCCCGCUAGACCAGAUACGAGAUUAUAAACGGAGAGAUAAAGCCCUACACAGACAGCAUCGUGGGCUUAUGCAAUGGAAGGUGCCUCGGACAGCUAAAUGGGUGAAACAUAAGGUGGACAAGGCGGAAAAUAGCGUCACUAGCCUGCUUAAUCACCGUAGCAAAGAGGCUGGGAUUGAAACUGAGGUAUAAACGUCGGCCUCUAGAAAGAGGUGGAUAUCAUGUAGUAUUCAGAAUGAUCAUGGUCUAUGAUAUAAUGACAGUGGCUAAUCUAGCGAUAAUGACAACUUUGAUGAACUACACCUCCAAAAGAACCCCAU